Molecule: messenger RNA, 1308 nt
Organism: Bombina bombina (fire-bellied toad)
Lineage: Eukaryota; Metazoa; Chordata; Amphibia; Anura; Bombinatoridae
Product: gastrula zinc finger protein XlCGF57.1-like
Exons: 1
Coding region: 1-1308 (435 amino acids)
Biological process (GO): regulation of immune system process; negative regulation of transcription by RNA polymerase II; regulation of cytokine production
Source: RefSeq, a predicted model, not a curated record
AUGUCUAGUUGUCACAGUGUCUACUACAAGUGUAGGGGACUAACAAAAUCAGAACAGUUUAUAUGUUCUCAUUUCUUAUUGACAGGUGAAUUCACAAACUGCAAUAAUUCUAGUUAUGAUCAGAGUGCAGAUUGUGGGAAAUGUUUUCUUAAGAAAUCACAUCUUUUUAAACAUCUACAAAUUUAUACAGGAGGAAAAGGAUUUUCAUGUUCUGGCUGUGGAAAAUGUUUUACUAAGAAAUCAAAUCUUAUUACGCAUCAAAAAAUUCAUACAGGGGAGAAACCAUUUUCAUGUACUGACUGCGGAAAAUGUUUUGCUCUGAAAUCAUAUCUUAUUACGCAUCAGAAAAUUCAUACAGGAGAGAAAAGAUUUUCAUGUUCAGACUGUGGGAAAUGUUUUACUCUGAAACUAACUCUUAUUAGGCAUCAGAAAAUUCAUACAGGGGAGAAAGGAUUUUCAUGCUCUGACUGUGGGAAAUGUUUUACUCAGAAAUCAAAUCUUAUUACGCAUCAGAAAAUUCAUACAGGAGAGAAAGGAUUUUCGUGUUCUGACUGCGGAAAAUGUUUUACUCUGAAAUCAAAUCUUCUUAUGCAUCAUAAAACUCAUACAGGAGAGAAAAGAUUUUCAUGCUCUGACUGUGGGAAAUGUUUUACUAAGAAAUCAAAUCUUAUUACGCAUCAGAAAAUUCAUACAGGAGAGAAAGCAUUUUCAUGUUCUGACUGCGGAAAAUGUUUUGCUCUGAAAUCAUAUCUUAUUACGCAUCAGAAAAUUCAUACAGGAGAGAAAAGAUUUUCAUGUUCAGACUGUGGGAAAUGUUUUACUCUGAAACUAACUCUUAUUAGGCAUCAGAAAAUUCAUACAGGGGAGAAAGGAUUUUCAUGCUCUAACUGUGGGAAAUGUUUUACUCAGAAAUCAAAUCUUACUACGCAUCAGAAAAUUCAUACAGGGGAGAAAGCAUUUUCAUGUUCUGACUGCGGAAAAUGUUUUACUCUGAAAUCAACUCUUCUUACGCAUCAGAAAACUCAUACAGGAGGGAAAAGAUUUUCAUGCUCUGACUGUGGGAAAUGUUUUACUAAGAAAUCAAAUCUUAUUAUGCAUCAGAAAACUCAUACAGGGGAGAAAGAAUUUUCAUGUUCUAAAUGUGGGAAAUGUUUUAAUCGGAAAUCAAAUCUUAUUACGCAUCAGACAAUUCAUACAGGGGAGAAAGGAUUUUCAUGUUCUGACUGUGGAAAAUAUUUUACUUGGAAAUCAAAUCUUUUAAGGCAUCAGAAAACUCAUAUUAAAAGAAAUCAGAGCUUAACCUCCUAA